AUGCUAGAUUAUUUUUGUGAAAAUCCGUUGUACGAUGAUGAACAGUUUAGGCGUAGGUUUCGUAUAAGCCGUCGUCUUUUCCUAAAAAUUUCUAGUGAUCUUGCGGGCGAAUUCCCUUUUUUCACACAAAGAGAAAGUGCUGGUCGCAAAAUUGAUUUCUCUGGAAUACAAAAGUGUACUGCCGCAAUUAGGCAACUAGCGUACAACACAACGAGUGAUGCGUGGGAUGAAUAUUUAAGGAUGUCGGCCAGAAGUUGUCAUGAUUGUCUUGAAAAUUUAUGUGAAGGUGUUAUUUUUCUGUACGGGAGGCAAUAUUUGAGGAUGCCAACCGCUGCCGACAUUCCAUUUUUAUACGAGGCCCAUCAGCGGAUACACGGGUUUCCUGGGAUGUUGGGUAGUCUUGAUUGCGCACACUGGGAGUGGGCGACAUGUCCAACCGCUUGGAAAGGGCAACACCAUUGUGGUGACCACGAUGGUCCUACCCUAAUAUUACAAGCGGUCGCGUCUCAAGAUUUAUUGAUUUGGCAUGCGUACUUUGGCAUGGCUGGUGCAAAUAAUGACAUCACAGUUUUACAAUCUUCGAAUCUUUUAGACGAUGUCAUAGAUGGUGUUGCACCAGAUACUUCAUUUUAUGAAAACGACGUGAAGUAUAAGUAUGGGUACUAUCUCACAGACGAUAUUUAUCCGGAGUGGGCGACAUUUGUGAAAACUCUUUCGUGUCCAGAUUACGAGAAAAGAAUGUAUUACAAGAAGAAACAAGAGUCAACAAGAAAAGAUAUCGAGCUGACUUUCGGUGUGUUUAAAAAGAGAUGGUCUAUCAUUGCCCAGCCGCCGAGGAUACAUGAAAAAAGUAAAAUGAGAAACGUCAUGUAUACGUGCAUCAUCUUGCAUAACAUAGUAUUGGAGGACUCGGGCAGAGCUUUUUGUGGAGAAAGUUAUGAUGAAAGUAGCCAACCGACGAACCCACUACUCACAUACCCUGAAAUAGAAGUUAUCCAAGCGAGGAUACGUGACAGGGAUACACACCAUAACCUUCGAGCUGAUCUGACCGAGCACCUGUGGUUUUAUCGUGAACAAGGAGGAGACGACGCAGACGACGAUUGA
Helianthus annuus (common sunflower) is the source of this 1104-nucleotide messenger RNA. RefSeq names its product protein ALP1-like. Bases 1 to 1104 code for a protein of 367 amino acids. Lineage: Eukaryota; Viridiplantae; Streptophyta; Magnoliopsida; Asterales; Asteraceae. The transcript has 2 exons. The record is from RefSeq and is a predicted model, not a curated record.